This is a messenger RNA of Olea europaea var. sylvestris, 2179 nucleotides long. RefSeq lists its product as uncharacterized. The transcript has a single exon. The record is from RefSeq and is a predicted model, not a curated record. Lineage: Eukaryota; Viridiplantae; Streptophyta; Magnoliopsida; Lamiales; Oleaceae. The coding region runs from base 513 to 1946 and encodes 477 amino acids.
CCCUCCAAAAGUAGAUCAAAGUUGAAAGAAUAGUUGUCAUGCGCUCCAUUAAUUCUUCCCCCCACUCCCGCUCCUCCUCCCACCCAACAACCGUAUAUCAGGAUUUCAGAGUCUCCCAUUAACAGAGAGGCAAAAGUAACCGUCCCUAUAAAUUCUUGCAGUUUGGUAAAACAACUUCUCAUACUUUUCUCUGAAUAUUCUUCUUUCUUGAACCCUCUUUUAUAUGAUUUCUUGAAUUCUUAUACGCUUAUCCUUGCCCAAAAACCUCUUAAACUAAAACCCAUAAAGGAAAAGGAUCACAAGAUGCUCGUACCCAUCUUAAAGAUGCUGUUUUGGGGACAAAUUAUCUGUAAAAUCAGAUAUAAAAAAACCCCAUGGAUCCCUUGCUCUUCUUUAUAAAAUCUUAAAGUGAUGUCCAGUUGGUUACAUGAUGAAAUAGCGCAAAAAUUGAAUUAAAUUGAAUCCACGCCGCCUUUUGGAGUGAUUUAAUUGAAAAAUCAAGGAUCGUCAUCAUGCCGCUUCCGUGGAACAAGGUGAAGAGCACAAGAAUUUCCCAGCUGGUGAAUGGUCACUUGCAGAACUCUCAAAGAAAACGUGGGGACUCUUCUCUUAUGGUGGAGACUGGGUUCCCCACUUCCCUCGUGGAUCUUUUCAUCAAGAAUCGAGAAAAACUGAAAAAACCAUCGAAGAAAAAGAGGGAAAAAUCAUCUUCUAUGAAGUUUGAUGAUGCAGCGACUUCCCGAUACUCGCCAUCUCCUAUGCCUGCGCUUUCUCCUUAUCCCUCGCAUACUUCGCCUUCUCCUGAUCCCACUCCUUUGGCUUCACCUCUGCAUAGUCCAUCGCUUUUGGCUUUGACUCCAGAGUCAACGGGUGAGAAUGGUGGGGAAGAUGUGAGAAUUGGUCUUCAGAAGGGUGUGGAUGCUAACGUGAUUUUCCUGGCAGUUGUGAAAAUGUUUCUUGUUGUGGUUUUGGCAUUCGGGUCCAAGAAAUUCGCUUUUGGGUUCACUGCGUCGGCGUUCUUGUUGUUUUUCGUCGAUUAUGUGUUGAAACACUUGAUUGGAUUGUUGAAGCCGUCUUUAGAAGCGCAGAAGGGGUUAAGAUUGAGGGUUCUAAAGGUUUGGAGAAUUUUUAGUUUCGAAGAGGACAAGUUUGUUUGUAAGAAAGCUGGUGUUCUGAAGUCGGAGAUACAACAAGUGGAGUGUUUUACCCCGGUUUAUUCUGGUUUGAAGGAUUGUGAAUCAAGUUUUCGAACUCAAGAAAUUCAAUUUGUUGGAGAAAAGUGUUAUUUGCCCCGUAUCAAGGAAAUUCUGCUUGAUGAGAUAAUGGAAGAGUCUAGCUAUGAUGGGGAUAUCGGAUAUGUAGGAUUGGAGACACAAGAGCCAGUGACUGAAUUGUCAGAACCGGAAAGAAAGAAGUCCAGGAGGUCUAAGAUAAAAUCGAAAAUAAAGAAAUUAAUACCAAAGAAUUUUCGAAGUUCGAGGAGAAAGGAACAUUCUGAAAGUAGUGAAAUUAGUCCAAUCAAGGAACAUAAGAAACACUCAGAAAGUACUGAUAUUAGUCCAAUCAAGGAAAUUAACAUUCCUGUACUUGAAGAACAAGAAGCACAGGAAUACGAGGAUGUAAGAGCAUUAGAAAGUCAUAGCAAGAUGUCUUCUUUAUCGAGUGAAAGGUAUGACAGGGAAGAUUUUGUUGCUGCCAGUUAUUGUAGAAGUGAUUUGUCGAAAGGUAAAGAGGCGAGUCUAAACGGGCAACAGGAGAGAACAAAGGAAGGACAGAUUUGGAUAUAUUUUGUGCUCUGUUUGUUUGUUCUUAUUGGGCUUAUUGGAGGUCGGAUAUUCGCCCUUUUCCUUACAUUGUUCUGGUGCUUGCUUCUGAAAUCAGGCGAAACACUACCAAGAUACAUAAAGGUUCCUAGAAUCUGGUCCUCUGCUAAAAUAUCUAAAUAGAUUUUGGAUGUUCUUGUUCAUAAGGGCUUUUUUUGCUGUUUGUUCUGUGUUGUUUCCUCUCUUGUGAAAUGGCCAUUAAACUUCAGUGUGUUCUAAAAAGCUUUACAUAUGUAGAAUGUUCUAUCGUUGAUUGGCCACUUCGAGGUGUGUACCUUGGACUGCUGUAAAUGUAUAGAUACAAAUCAUAAGUUAUGAUACAUGUUGGAUAUUAAAAACUUUUCUUUACGUGCUUA